Manduca sexta (tobacco hornworm) is the source of this 1016-nucleotide messenger RNA. RefSeq names its product multidrug resistance-associated protein 4-like. Gene Ontology annotation, cellular component: membrane. NCBI's taxonomy places the organism in Eukaryota, Metazoa, Arthropoda, Insecta, Lepidoptera, Sphingidae. The record is from RefSeq and is a predicted model, not a curated record. Gene Ontology annotation, molecular function: ATP binding; ATPase-coupled transmembrane transporter activity; ATP hydrolysis activity. Bases 43 to 840 code for a protein of 265 amino acids. Gene Ontology annotation, biological process: transmembrane transport. The transcript has 5 exons.
GAAACUUUUGAAACGUAUUUUUCAGAGACGCAGAUACCGGCGAUGUGGCCAACUGAAGGACGUAUUGUUUUCGACAGGGUUUAUUUACGGUAUGCACCCGACGAGGAGCCUGUGCUCAGAAAUUUAAAUAUUCAAGUCGAGAAUGGAUGGAAGGUUGGUAUUGUAGGAAGGACAGGGGCUGGUAAAUCGUCAUUAAUAUCAGCCAUGUUUAGAUUCGCCUAUCUUGACGGAACAAUAUCGAUCGACGGCCUCGACACCUCACUAGUAUCGAAGCAGGGGCUUCGAUCGAAAAUUUCGAUUAUACCGCAAGAACCAGUCUUAUUUUCUGCCACUAUUAGAUAUAAUUUGGAUCCUUUCAAUAUCUACAGCGACGACGACCUUUGGAGGGCAUUGGAGCAAGUCGACAUGAAAUCCGCAGUCCCAUCACUAGAUUUCAAAGUAACAGAAGGUGGCGCGAACUUCUCUGUGGGCCAAAGACAACUUAUGUGUUUAGCGCGAGCGGUGCUUAGGUCUAAUAAGAUUUUAAUUAUGGACGAGGCCACUGCCAACGUGGAUCCACAGACUGAUAACUUCAUUCAGCAGACCAUAAGACGGCAAUUCGCGUCCUGCACCGUCCUGACCAUUGCUCACAGGCUCAACACUAUUAUGGAUUCUGACAGAGUUCUGGUGAUGAAUACCGGGCAGGUAGCUGAGUACGAUCAUCCUUACAUCCUACUCUCAGAUCCCAACAGUCAGUUCUCAUCCAUGGUGCGAGAGACCGGUGAGAAGAACAGCGCCAAGCUCUUCCAAGUGGCCAAAGACGCUUACUUUCAGAGCAAUCUGAAAGAAAACGCGAGAUGAAAUAUAUGAUGGCGAACACACCGGCGUGCAGUGUGACGACAAUAUUUCAUGGUGAUGAAUACAAACAUAUCUAUAGUUCGUAAUCGAAUCACAAUCCCCAGAAAUAUUAAGAAGUAGACUGUAAAUAUAUACAAUUACCUAUACAUGGAUAAUAAUAAAAAAAUAUUUUUAUACAA